Aspergillus aculeatinus CBS 121060 is the source of this 1942-nucleotide messenger RNA. Its product is annotated as putative tubulin-specific chaperone. The transcript is spliced from 3 exons. Lineage: Eukaryota; Fungi; Ascomycota; Eurotiomycetes; Eurotiales; Aspergillaceae. The record is from RefSeq and is a predicted model, not a curated record. Gene Ontology annotation, molecular function: protein binding. Bases 56 to 1855 code for a protein of 599 amino acids.
UUCUGAUAUUCAUGAUUGAGAUCGUUUUGGGUGGUACUUGAGCAUUGAGACUGUCAUGGAUACUCCGGCUGUUGGUCAGCGACGAUCCUAUGCUGGAGAUCUGUGUACCGUUUGCUAUGUUGGUACGGUAGAGGGUACCGCCGGCGACUGGUUGGGGGUGGAAUGGGAUGAUCCGAGUCGCGGAAAGCAUUCGGGCGAGCAUAAGGGGGUGAGAUACUUCACAUGUCUGCGCAAUCACCCCACGGCUGGGUCGUUCGUGCGUCCGUCGCGCCCAGCGGACAAGCCGCGUGGGCUGGUCGAGGCACUGCGCGAGAAGUACGCUUCGGAGUACCUGGAGCAGGAGCUUGCUCGACAGCUCCAGCAGACGGACUCUGUCGCCCUGCAAAAGCCCAUCCAGAUCAGCGGAAAGGUUGUCGAGGAGGUCGGGUUCGACAAAAUCCGCAAGCAACUGGCCGAGCUUCAGGAACUGAAGAUCGUCUUGCUGGAUGGCUUGCGGGUCGCUGGCGUGUUGGGCCACCAGGCUACCACGGAAGAAGUGGAGUCUGCGUAUGAAGAGAUCGAGCAGACUUGUCCUAAGAUCACGGAGCUGGAUUUGAGUCGGAACCUGUUGACUAGCUGGAGCGCCGUGGCGAGGAUCUGCGAGCGACUCAAGCACCUCAAAUCCCUGAAGCUGGGUGGCAAUCGAUUCGGUCCCGUCGAAGAAGGCCUUACAUUCAACAAGAUCACCGAGCUAUACCUCGAUGAGACGCUUCUUGCCUGGGACGAGAUCUCCGCCAUCACCCACCAAUUCCCCUCUCUCACUCUCCUCUCCGCCUCCGCCAACCAACUCUCCACUAUCUCCUCACCACUGUCCGGGAACAUCACCCGCCUCACCCUCGAAAACAACGACUUCACCUCCCUCUCCGCCCUCAAAUCCCUGACCUCUUUGCCCAACCUCCAACACCUGUCCCUCCGCUCCAACGCCAUCAGCACCAUCACCACGCCCGAAGAGCUCACCCCGCUAAUCUUCCCAUCCCUAACCUCCCUCGACCUCUCCCGCAACAAAAUCUCCACCUGGCUCUUCCUUAACCACCUCCCCACCACAUGCCCCGCCCUCACGACCCUCCGCAUCUCCACCAACCCGCUCUUCGACGGACCCGUCGGCCCAACGUCGAUCACCGGCCUCCCCGAGAAGCCCAUGACCGUCGACGAAGCCUACAUGCUCACACUAGCGCGGAUAGCCAACCUCCAGGUCCUGAACUACGGCACCAUCACGCCCAAGGACCGCACCAACGGCGAACUGUACUACCUCUCCCUCAUCACGAAGGAACUCUCCGCCACGCCCAAAGCGGAAGAACCGGCGAUCCUGGCCAAGCAUCCGCGGUAUGCGGAGCUGUGUGAAUUGCACGGGGAGCCGGAGAUCCGGAGGACGAGUGCGGAGGAUGCAGCUGGGAAAGUGGUGAAUCCUCGGUCGGUGGCUGCGCGGUUGGUGAAGUUUGUGUUUUAUUUGAGGCAGAACGAGGAUGGUGGGCUUAAGGAGAAAGCGGAUGAGGUGGUCAAGACGAGAGAGAUCCCCAGGUCCUUCGAUACGUACCAGGUUAAGGCGAUUGCGGGGCGGUUGUUCGGGCUCCCUGCUUUUGGACUGAGGUUGGUGUGGGAGACGGAUGAGUUGGAUCCGGUUAGUCGGGAGAAGAUGGAGGAUGAGGAGUGGGAUAGUGAAGGGGAGGAUGAGCGCGGAGGAGAUGUAGAUGCGGAUGGGGAUCGGUUUGUCAAGAGAGAGGUGGACUUGGUGGAAUCGACCAAGGACAUUGGGUUCUGGGUUCAGGCUGAUGUGUCGGAGGUCCGGGUGAGGGUUGAGGUGGUGGAUUUACGUUGAGGUGAUAGAAUCAUGGUCAACUGAACAAUUUCUCUGUCCAGACGAACAUGUUGAUUAGAGGUUAUUCUAGAAUCUUGAUGAGUUAUG